Molecule: messenger RNA, 1927 nt
Organism: Physella acuta
Lineage: Eukaryota; Metazoa; Mollusca; Gastropoda; Physidae
Molecular function (GO): nucleic acid binding; zinc ion binding
Source: RefSeq, a predicted model, not a curated record
UGUGUGCUGGAACGACAGGUACCCUCCCUUUGGUGUAUAGUUGUAUCCCUUGGUUGAGUGUGUUUACAUGGAGCGAGAGGUGUUCACGUGAGGUGUGUCAGGUGACGGGUGUCAGAGCGUGUGCUAGUGUGUGAAUCAGUUAGUUGUAGUGUGGCUGUGGACGUGGAACGUGGAACGUGGGGGUUGAGAUCUGGAUGUGAAGUUGUGCUGUGGCUGUGGACGGGGAGACGUUGAAUUCCAGAACCCAACAUUUGGGGGCUCGUCCGUUUAGCAUGGCUACUACCAGGAGUGCCAGAAGACAGCUAAUAAGUGAUUUGAAGGAGGAGGGAAAGCUAAUUGGGCUGACCGAUGACAGUUUGGCGGAGUGGGUGAAGGAAGAGUUGAGGAGGGUGGAAGAUGCGAAGGUCGAGGUUGUAGCAAAGGUAUGUAACCCUGUACCCCGCUUGAGGGAUGUGGCGGCGAUGACGGUGGACGAAGACCUGGGUGCGUAUGUGAGGCAUUUUGAGAGUCAGGCAAAGAGACAAGGCAUUGACCCCAAGGACUGGUCGCUCCUUCUGACGGACAAGAUGAGUGGACAACUGAAGACUUUCCUCGUUGAGACGGGACUGAACUUGCAUCAGGACUUCGAGUCAGUAAAGGUAAAGUUAUUCACGCACGCAGGUUUCAACGAGGAAAAGUAUAGGGUCAGAUUCCACCAGCUAGUACCAACACACGACGACAUGAGAAGCUUCGCAGUCAACACAGAAGCCGCUUUGAGAGCGUGGGUCCAGCAGUCGGGAAUAAAGGAAACGUUUGAGGACUUGAUGAACCUUUUGAUAGUUGAUCGGAUAAAAGCAGUUGUUACUUGUGAUCUGUUGGAGAGGCUGAAUGGUGCUGCUAAGGUAAGUGUGGAAGAUAAUCUUAAAGUUAUUGACAACUAUAAGAGCACUCGGAACGCUAGAGUGACGAGGCCAGUAAACCAAACCCCUCCGUACGUCGCUGCAAGUUCUACAGCAGAGAGGAUACCCUGGCAAAACAAGACACCGCGAUCUCCAGGACACCACACUUGCCCUGGUGUACAGCCUAUGCAUGGUGUUAGGAAGAUCAGCCUGAACAGUAAAUGUUAUGCAUGUGGACGUUAUGGACACUAUGCCAGGGAUUGUCAUAGCAAUAGUAAUAGCGGCUUUACUUGGAGAAAUAGGUCAGAUAAAAGAGCUGUUGUGGAGUAUGGAAACAACAAAAGACCUUAUCGGUGCUACAAGUGCAAUGAACAAGGUCAUAUUGCCAAAAAGUGCAGUAUGGAUAUAGAUACAGGCGCCUGUUAUAGCUGUAGAAAGCCAGGCCACAUACAACGAAACUGUCCCAACGGGACCAGUAGAGCGAGCAACUGGCGUACUGAAAAUGUACAUCGACGGUCAGAUGAUCUCAAGUGUUAUUGCUGCGGUGGUGUUGGUCACAUAUCACGGGUGUGUCCCACAGCUCAGCGUGAUAUGUUAGGAAAUUUUUCCCUGCUUAAAGACUCUCAUAUGAGAGUGAGGUAAAGCAUGAAAUUUGGAGGCGUAUCCUUACAAAGGUAGUGUCCUUGGUAAGUUUUUUGUUAAGAUAAUUUAUUCAAUCAAUGUAAAUUUUUCUUUGUUUUUUUUUUCUUUUUACAGAAGCUGUGUAUGAUGAUUACGGGCUGGAGAUGAUUAAUGUAGUUAAAACGGCUAUCGAGAAAGGAACUCAGUUUGAUCGCCUUUAAGAAAAGAUGACCAUCUAUGGCGACGUACGCAUCUGCCGAUGGGCCCUUACACUACAGGAAAUAGCCUGUACUGUGAAACAUAUCAAGGGAACUGAGAACUUUGUAGCAGACAUUCUAUCACGAGUGUUUUACGCCAACUAGUGUAUAUGAUAUUGAGAAAUGUAUUAUUGUUGGAGUAUGGUAUGAUUAUGUUAAGGAAUUUACUAU